GUGGGUAUGGUGAGGUAGUAAAGGCUAAAAACAAACUCGAUGAAAGGUAUUACGCAAUAAAAAAAGUGCGUCUAAAUCCCAAUAACAUUGAAAAAGCCCGCAAGAUUUUGCGGGAGGUAACCACAUUAUCUCGAUUGCAUCAUCAAUAUGUUGUCCGCUAUUAUACAACCUGGAUUGAAGAUUCGGAUGGUUCUUUGAAUGAGACAGAGACCUUUAGCGAAGACAUUACUGGCGCUGUUAAUGAGUCCUUAGAUCCUGAUGAUUAUCCUGAUGACGACGAUUUUGAUUUUUUUUCUGCUGAUGCAUCCAGUAGCAGAAAAAUUAUAGGAUCAUCAUCAUCUUCUUCAGAUUCUGAAUUUGAAAUAAUGCAAGAUGAGAUAACAAGAGGAGUUGGUGUAGUAAGAAAUAAGACUGUUUCCAAAAAGACGUUGGCCAGAGAGGAGAAAUAUC
Racocetra persica is the source of this 450-nucleotide messenger RNA. Lineage: Eukaryota; Fungi; Glomeromycota; Glomeromycetes; Diversisporales; Gigasporaceae. The record is from the annotation of a GenBank genome assembly.